Cetraspora pellucida is the source of this 140-nucleotide messenger RNA. The record is from the annotation of a GenBank genome assembly. Lineage: Eukaryota; Fungi; Glomeromycota; Glomeromycetes; Diversisporales; Gigasporaceae.
CUAAUCUGCUUAAUUAUAAUGCUGACCUUCUGGAUGCCACCAGCGGAGAAGGGGUGUUUGACAUGGAAUUAUCUCAUUAUCAAGAAGUUUCAUCUGACACCUUAACCAAACUAAUUAAAGAAAAACAAUUAAUAACUUAA